GUUUGUGGCGCCGGUGGGCGGGCUGCACAGAUGAACCAACAACUGGGUGGAGUUUGAGGCACCGCUUUUAGGAAUGGGUCCCAAACCUAUUUAGUUAGACAGCAGAGUUAAGGAAGGAGAGCUGGAAGCACCUGAUGGUAUCUUUGGGACAAUCCGCUCCAUGCCACUGCCUUUUUAACGGUCGCGAGAAAAAUCUACCUCCAGGCGUCAUCACUGUUGAGUUUUUCCUCUUUCUCCUCAGAAAAAGUUCCAGCUGAUCUCUCCAUCUUCACCCAAAGAGUUAUCGAUAAGGAGACUUUGCACUAUUUUAUUUGUAAUUAUUUCUAUUUAUUGUAUUUUGCACUAACGAUGCACACCACGCAAAAGGACACGACAUACACGAAGAUUUUCGUCGGGGGUCUUCCCUACCACACCACUGAUUCAAGUCUCAGGAAAUAUUUUGAGGUUUUUGGUGAAAUCGAAGAAGCGGUGGUCAUUACCGACCGACAGACCGGCAAGUCCAGAGGUUAUGGAUUUGUGACAAUGGCGGAUCGCUCUGCUGCAGACCGGGCCUGCAAGGACCCCAACCCAAUCAUUGAUGGAAGAAAGGCUAACGUUAACCUGGCCUACCUAGGGGCCAAGCCUCGUGUGAUGCAGCCAGGUUUUACCUUUGGUGUUCCCCAAAUUCAUCCUGCAUUCAUCCAGAGGCCUUAUGGCAUCCCGGCCCACUAUGUGUACCCUCAAGCCUUUGUUCAGCCUAGUGUGGUCAUCCCUCACGUGCAGCCAGCAGCUGCUGCACCUGCCACCGCUUCUUCCCCUUACAUCGACUACACUGGCGCUGCGUACGCGCAGUAUUCGGCUGCAGCCAGUGCAGCCGCUGCUGCCGCCUAUGAGCAGUAUCCUUACGCAGCCUCCCCUGCGACCACGGGCUAUGUGGCUACCACUGGCUAUGGCUAUGCUGUCCCACAGCCUUUAGCCGCUGCAGCACCUGGAUCAGCCGCUGCUGCCGCCGCUGCCUUCGGCCAGUACCAGGCUCAGCAGUUGCAAGCUGACCGUAUGCAAUAGCAGCCACUACAAGUGUUGGGCAAGAAGAGAAAGGAGGCCGACCCACGACCACAGCAGAGUCAUUGUAAGGGGGCAAUGAGAAGAAAGAGAGAGUGGCUUUAAGGGUGGGCAUGUCAACAACUCCAAAGCAGAGUUGCUUUAAAAAGAAGAUGAUGAUGGUGAUGGUAGUGAUGACAAUGGUGAGGUGGGAACUUUAUACAGUAAUUUUCCAACUUGCUGUGCUUCAACCAAAAAAAAAAAGCAGAAAAUGAAAAAAAGUUAUAGAACAAAUAAUGAAAAAUAUUUACUAUUAUUUUUGUUGUUAUUACUAUGAUUAUUAUUAUCAUUACUAUUAUCAUUGUAGUAGAGUACUUUUUUCUAGAGGAAAACACAGGAACUAAUCCCAGUGGUUGGUAUACUGUAGGUGUUAAACUAAGCCUUUAAGUCCUAUUGCUGUCUUUAAUGUUAGUUUGGAAAAAAAAAUGCCUUUUUUCACUUGUGUUCUACAAGUGUUAUUUAAUGCCCUCAUAACAUUUAUAUUUAUUAUUGUUAUUAUUACACAUUGAGGGCUCUGCUUGUUCUUUUUUGUCUUUCAAAGUGCUUUUUUUUUGGAGUAAAUAUUUUCUGAUAAUCAGGGAAAUGGAACCCUUUCCAAUGUGUUAGCUAUUGUUAUGUGACCUCUGUCAGGAAGUCGAAGUGUCGUAUCUCGUUGUGUCACACACAUUUGAAGAACUACCGUUUUAUCUUCCUGAUGCUGAAUGUCCCUUUUUUCUAUUAUUUUACUGAGUCUCAACCUCUUCACCUAUGCAAAGUAAACAAAUCACUACAAGACAAAAAAAUACAAAGAAAAAAAAAAAAAAAAAAAAAAAAAAAACUCUGACUUGCCUCUCGGACUGAAGGGGGAGGGGGGUGGGGUGGUUGGAGAGUUUGACAAACAAAGCAAAAAGCACUGACAAAAGAAGAGAGGCUGGCUUCAGACAAUGAGAAACACUAAAUCUGUUGCUUUUCCACAUUUCACUCACAUGUAUACAUCCAGACCUGCACACAUAGCAGUCAAAGACAAAGGCAGCACAGUCAUGUAUCUCUGUGAUGGUGAAAAAGAAAAAGAGAGGUAGAGAGCAGCUGCUGGGGUGGUGGGGGGGGACAGAGCCGCUCCAGCGCCACACAGACGGAUCACUCUGGAAAGAACGCAUCACUUGUGCUCGUUUGUUGAGCUGUCACAUUUUAAUCCCUAGCCGAGCUCUUUGGGAACCAACUUUACACCCCCUCCACCCGACAUAGAGCCCCACGGCGGGUGCCCCCCACUCCCCCUCCAGUCAUUCAGCGCUGCUGUCAGCAUUUCCACCUCUGUGCUGCUGCAGUCUGGUGUCAGGUAAACACUCACAAACACUUUCACCAAAGCCACCCCAACAACUGGCCUGCCUCAUGUCUGUCAGGAACACCAGGUGGGGUGGGGAGGAUGGGGGUUUACUCUUUGAUGUUAUGUCGUUCUGUGUGCCUUACAUUUUUACAGCUAUUUAAGAAUUAAAAAAAAAAAAAAAAAAAAAAGAGAAAUCUACUAUUUAAGAUAUUUAUUUUUGAGGGUUGACUAUGUUGACACUCUGAGAGUAGAGACUUAGUGGCGGUACUGUAUUAAUAAUAUUAUUAUGUACUCAUCUCAAGGCCUAUAUAAGUUAUUGAUUAGUUCUAUUACAAGUAUUAUUAACAUACUCAACCAAAAAUGUUAUUGUAGGAGUUAUUUGAAAUACUGUUAUGUGCACUGUACUUUUUUAUCUUUUGAUUCUUUAGUACAUGACAUUAAAUAUUAGUUUAAUGCCUUUUGUAUGGAAGAACUUUAUUUAAGUGCAACCCUGUUUGCAUGCAGAUUUUACUUCUGUGUUUAGACAAGAGGAAAUAAUAAUAAUUUUGACAAAAAAAAAGCAAAAAUGCUGCUUUUCUCUACUAGAAUGUAUGGUUGUCGUCAAGGUUUCAGUAGCUGUGCUUCUUUUGCUUCAUAUACAUCAGAUGGGCUGUUUUACACUGUUGGGAAUUUUUAUACUUGAACUCUUUCUUACAAGGGAAAUAUGAAAAAUAAAUUACAAAAAAACUUUUUGAAGAAGCUUUUCGUUGUCACUGGAUGAAGGCUUGUAAAAUGUUGCUAUUUAAAUGCGAAGGUCCUGUUGAUAUUAAAACAUUUACUUCAGAUUUCCACAAUAUUUACUCAAAUUGGAAUAAAAUGUUCUAUAUUUGAAAGAAAGAGCAUGUUGGCAUUUUU
Messenger RNA from Melanotaenia boesemani (Boeseman's rainbowfish), 3277 nucleotides. It is a transcript of the gene rbm24a, whose product is annotated as RNA binding motif protein 24a. The record is from RefSeq and is a predicted model, not a curated record. NCBI's taxonomy places the organism in Eukaryota, Metazoa, Chordata, Actinopteri, Atheriniformes, Melanotaeniidae. Gene Ontology annotation, molecular function: mRNA 3'-UTR binding. Gene Ontology annotation, cellular component: cytosol. The transcript has 4 exons. The coding region runs from base 349 to 1044 and encodes 231 amino acids.